This is a messenger RNA of Mercenaria mercenaria, 4430 nucleotides long. RefSeq names its product myosin light chain kinase, smooth muscle-like. The transcript has 20 exons. The record is from RefSeq and is a predicted model, not a curated record. The coding region runs from base 181 to 3459 and encodes 1092 amino acids. NCBI's taxonomy places the organism in Eukaryota, Metazoa, Mollusca, Bivalvia, Venerida, Veneridae.
ACACAGUCCUGAAUGAACGCGCGCGCGCCAUGUACUAAUGUAUGAUUGUUACCAGACGGUUACCUACGGGAGAUAAUAUGAGCAUGAUUUCGCUUAUUCCGUCGUGACCUCUGGUGGUUCCAAUGUAUCUAAAUGUGGAAUAAAAACGGACUUUAACUAUAUUAUUUAAACAGAGGCAGGAUGGGUCCUAAUGAUGAGAAGACCACGUGUAUUUACACCCUGUCCGCGGAUAAGGCUUUACCUGAGGACAAUGGUAUCUGGAAAUGUGAGGUGACCAACAGUCACGGUGUAACGUCCGCAACAUGCACAGUCAGGGUGUUAGACACAGAUAGUGUUGAAGAAGACUCAAGAGAAACGAGUUUGCCUCGUUUUGUUGAGACGCUAGAAAAUGUUGUUGCCACUGAGGAUACAGACACUGUCUUUCGUUGUAAGACCAAUCCAGACGCCGAGGUUUUCGAUGUUAAAUGGUAUCGCAAUGAUAUUCCUAUUGAAGGCUCGAAACCGGGAAUGGAAAGGUAUUACAUUUCGUCAGAAGAAGGGGUCCAACAACUAGAAAUAAGGAGGACUAGACCAAGAGAUGUCGGGGUCUAUAAAUGUAAAAUUUACAACAAAAUGGGAUGGACGUCUUGUGAUGCAAAAUUGUUCGUUGGAGAUCAGUCCGGUAAUAUGGAGCUUGUGAAAUAUACACGCGAAUAUGAGUAUACCCUCGUAGACUCGAUAAAAUCCCGGAAAGCACUCGAGGUUUAUGAUCGAGGCUUCAAUGAAGCUGACAUUCUCCUUAGUUCAAUAAGUGAUACGGACACGAUGAAGAAAUUCCUAAUCAAAUGGCAGAACGACAGAGACCAAACACUGUGUUUUCCCAUUCAUUUGAAGAAUAAGUGCGCAGUAGAAGGAAGCUUGACCGUUCUAAGCUGUUUAAUGCAAGGCAAGCAUCCUUCCGACGUAAGAUGGUACAAAAAUAACAUAGAAAUAUUCGACAGCUUUAAAUAUUACAUUAAGUGCCUGCAAGGUGUUUUAAGUCUGACGAUUCCAAAUACCGAGACAACAGACACCGGAAACUACACAUGCGUAGUUAAAAAUAGACAAGGAAAGAUCUAUUCUUCAUGUUACCUGCAAGUUGAACCUGCCUUGGAAUUUACAAAUGAAGUACCAGUGAAGCCAAUGUUUGUCAAGCCGUUAAAGAGAUUGACAGUAAACGAGGGGGAACUUAUCAACUUUCGUGUGACAGCUAAAGGUUUUCCACCACCAGGCUUUAAAUGGUUCAAAGACGGUUUGGAAAUCCACGACAGUGAUCGUAUUAAAACGGAAGUAUUUCCAAAAGGUGUGGCCGAGUUGACGAUUAUCAACUCGACCGUGCGGGAUAUUGGUCUGUACACAUGUGAAGCUCAUAACAUGGCAGGGCGAGCUCAGAGCAUGGUCAGGGUCAGCGUUAGAGACAAAUUUGAACAGGAACUGUGGAAAGGACGGGAUUUAGAUGGUGUGAUAGUGGAGACCGAUGCUAAAGGUGAAGUAAACGGUGUUAUAGAAACAACUGAACAAGAGAGAACUCCAGUCUAUACCCAGCAUGUAGAGAGCAAGUUGUUCGAUCGUGUCCCUGAUUUUACAAUGCGUUUACCAACAUUCCUGCCAAUCCACAGUAAACAACGCUUCCUGUUGGAGAUCCGGUGCAAUGGAAAUCCAAAACCAUAUGUUCGCUGGUACAAAGAUGGAAUGCAGUUGUUUGAUGAGAAUCGUUACAACAUAUUAUCAGUGGGUGACUGGUUCGGACUGGAGAUUGCCAGUGCAAGACCCAACGAUGCUGGUACAUACACAGUGAAGCUUGAAAACGAUGCUGGACAGUUGGAGUGCUCAUGCAAAGCUGAAAUGCAGCUUCCGGUGUCUACGGAAGUUAGCUUCGAGACAGAUAUGGAUACAGUGGAAGAUCUUUCAUUGGUAAUCGCUGGUCUUGCAGCUCCUAGAACAGAACUUGAGGGAAAUACAUUCAACAUUGCUCAGUUAGUUCCCAGUUUCCAUUUGUGCAAUACUGAAGCUGAUUGGACAACAAUGAUAGAGAAAGAGGUUGAGGUUAUUGAUGCCGACGAAGCACCAAGUUUUCCCCACGCCCUGCCGGAGAAAUUGACCCCACACGAAAACGACGAACACGUUCAUCUUGAAUGUCAAGUUAGAGGAGAACCUAUACCCAAGAUAGUAUGGUUGAAAGAUGGAAAUGAUCUUGAAGAAGGGCCAAACAUCAGUUGGAGUAUGGAUCCCAAAACCAGAAUAGCAUCGCUGAUGAUCGAGAAAGCAACUUUAACGGAUUCCGGACAUUAUUCAUGCGUCGCAUAUUCUGAAUCCGGCGGACAUGCGUCUACGUCAGCCGAUAUCCAAGUACUAUGUGUUGAUACUGGGAACGAGGACUCUCCUGAUGGUGCGAAGAAGACUGUACCAGAGUUCAAGGUCAAAUUGAGCGACAAGGAGACGACGGAAGGGGAAGACGUAAAACUUGAAUGUGUUGCUGAAGGAUUUCCAGCACCCAAAGUAAAAUGGUACAAGAACGACGUACCCAUCAAACCAACGAUUGGAAAAUACACAAUAACGAGUAGCAUUGAAGGUUCCCAUUCACUCAUAAUCGCCAGCAUGCACAUGUCAGACAGCGAUUGUUACAGGUGCGAGGCUGUAAAUGAAUGUGGAUCCGAGGCUACGACAGCUCAUAUUGUUGUACAAGAACCAUGUUUUGUGGGAAAGGAUGAGGGAGAAUCGCCUUGCUUUGAAGGUCCUCUGCAUAAUGUAAACAUAGAAGCUGGUCAGACAGCCACAAUCAACUGUGUUGCAAAAGGAACACCGACUCCCUCCUUAUCUUGGUUAAAAGACGGAAUAAUGUUAGCCAGUGAGGGUAGAGUUAGCGUUGAUUCCGAUGAAGGCAAAGGAAUGUUAACCAUAACAGACACUACAGUAGACGAUACAGGGGUAUAUAUCUGCAUAGCAGAGAACGCUCUAGGAAAAGCGGAGUCAUGUGCUUCUAUUAAAAUAAACGAACAAACUGUUCAAACUAAAGAUACAACGGACAGCGUCACGGCUGAAAAAACAGAAGACAUUACAGGCAAGCAGGUGGAAGGUCAAAUGAAUGAAAAUCAAAAUACAAAUGAAAAAAUACCAGAAAGUUGCGAAGUACAGGAAAUACAUCAAGAAACUGUGACAGAAAUAGACUCAAAAACAUCGACUUUAAUAAAAGAAGAGACGACCACAAUGGUCAAGAAAGAAUCAAUGGAAAGUUCUACAAUGAGUUUAUUUACUGACUAUAAAAAGCGUCCAAGGUUUGUUAUUCCCCCAUUAUCGCAAUGGUCCAUGAAGGAUACUCCUUUAAAGAUAGAGGUUGAGAUAACAAAGAGCCCCGAUAUGAAGGUCAAUUGGUAUCAUGACGAUACUCUUGUUGUUCCUGGAGAUCGCUUUAAAAUCCAAGUCCAGGAUGGAGAAAGAUGAGAAAAACAACGAUUAGCAAACUUUUAGAAUUUAGACAGAAACUUGAUUUUUUCAUUUCAAGUCACCUGGUAUAGAUCUCCGAAUUCAACAUUCAUCUUGAAGUAUAGCAAAUAAUCUGUUUGAUUCAUCAUUACCUUGUGGGGUUCAUUUGAUUUACCUGAAACUUUGAAUUCGGAUUCAGAAUCACGUUUCUAUUCCAGCGGUUUAUUUGAACGUACCGAUUAAAUCGAAUUACAACUUGAUUAUGAUUCGAAAUAAAUCUGACUCAAAAGUUGCACGACUGAGUCUAAAAUAUUGACGAGACUGAUCCAAACUGUACUGCGGAAUAAUAAUUUCAACAUAGCUAUUGCAUUUAUUUGCAUUAUCUCUUUGACAGAAAACAGGCAAUAUGUUGCGCAUUUCAGCUGUUAAAUAAUGAUGUUCGAUUAAACAAUGUCAACUUAAGGUAUUGAACUUGAGGAAAGAAAAGCAGUUGCAGUAGUCGCUGCAUACUUCUUGUUUGUAGCCGUUUGAAAUUUAAUAAUUCUCCGAGUAACUUUUCGGAAUCAAGUUUCCGUUUCGGGUAAAUCAAAUGUACUCUUGUCAACCGUUUCGGGUAAAUCAAAGGUACUCUUGUCAACCGUUUCGGUUCCUUCGUAACCUAUAGUUUGUUUUAAUAUCUGCCUUGGUUGGGUAGUAUUCCUAUUUAAUAAUACAAUAUAUGGGUAAGGAGUAUUUAUUUCAGUUCAGCAAAUUUAGUUUAUUUUCUCCAUCGUAUGUACUCGAAUUAACAUCCUUCCUUUAUGCCUUUUUAUGCAGAUGAUGCUGUAGAAGGUAUAGGAAGGUUGAAUCUUAUUGAACAUUGAAUUGAUAUAUUUAAUGUUAAGACCCAUUCCUUGAUAUUAAGUUUUGUUAAAUGUGUUGUUGUUUUUACCAUAAGAUUUUAUGUAUAUAAAUGUUAUGUCGGGCUGUUGAAUAAAAAUAAAAACAAA